Messenger RNA from Cylicocyclus nassatus, 495 nucleotides. NCBI's taxonomy places the organism in Eukaryota, Metazoa, Nematoda, Chromadorea, Rhabditida, Strongylidae. The record is from the annotation of a GenBank genome assembly.
AUGUGUUCGAAGGGCAUCUCAAUCGCCAUUGCAUUGUUAGUGAUUCUGCAGGUCCACGGAACGACUUCCUGCACCUUCAUAGAUCAGAAAGACGAUUUUGUGGCAGAUGUCAUCUAUGCCAUGUUGAAGAAAGACAAAGAUUGGUGUCUUCUUACCUGUUAUGAAGAGGAAAACUGCACGUAUGUGGAAUAUCAAGAGGGCGUUUGCACUAUUUUCAAGGACGGAGAAACUCAUCAGGAUGGUGGCAACAACAUGUACAAGCUUGAUUGUCAGCUUACACUACCAGCAUGUCCACAUUGCUUACCACUUGCGCCAGAAGUGGAAUUUCAAACGCUUCCAGUGCCAAAAAUUGAACAGAGCAAGACUAGGAUGAGGGAACUGCUGGCAAAGGACGCCGUUGCUUUGACUGUCGUACAUAUCUACGACAAGAAUGGUUACAUCUUUACAAAGUCCGAAGCAGCUUUUCCUGACGGAACAGCGCCCUUUCACAGGUAA